This is a messenger RNA of Cuculus canorus (common cuckoo), 1523 nucleotides long. RefSeq names its product TBC1 domain family member 17-like. The transcript is spliced from 16 exons. Lineage: Eukaryota; Metazoa; Chordata; Aves; Cuculiformes; Cuculidae. Gene Ontology annotation, molecular function: GTPase activator activity. Bases 40 to 1512 code for a protein of 490 amino acids. Gene Ontology annotation, biological process: activation of GTPase activity. The record is from RefSeq and is a predicted model, not a curated record.
UCUUCCCGGAAGGGGCGGGGCUACGGGCGGAAGCGGAACAUGGAGGAGGCGGCGGGCGGGAGGGUGCUGCUGGAGCUGCCGGGGGUCUCCAUCCCCACCCGGAUCCGGCAGGGCGCCCUGCAGGGGCGGCUGCGCGUGCGCCUGGCGGCAGACGAUGUGGUACUGGAGUGGGAACCCCUGGAGGAGCCGUGGGACCCCCCUGAUGACACGCCCGCCCCCCCCGGGGAAGCGGAGGACCCCCCAGACCCCGGCUACGAACCCGACUGGGCCGUACUGAGCCCCCCCCGGGCCCCCCCACAGCCCCCCGGCUGUCGGGGGGGGUUCCGCCUGGCGCUGCGGGAGCUGCGGGGGCUGCGCAGGAGCCCCCCCGGACUGCAUCGGCCCUUCGUGGUGCUGCUGCCCCGCGGGGGGGGCGCCGCGACACCCCUGCAUUUCCCACGGGGGGGACCCCGAAAACUGCUGCGGCUGCUCGGGCCUCGCCUGCGCCCGUGCCCCCAGGACCCCCGACUGCUGCUGGUUGUGACCCCCCAGGACCCCGGCCCCGACCCCCCCCCACUGCCCCCCUCCCCCGGGCUCGUCACGCGGCUGCUGCAGGGCCCGGUGGCCGCCACUGUUGGGGGGCUGAGCCGCCUGCUGGGGGGGGCGCGGAGCCCCCACCCCGGGGAGGAGCCCGAGCCCCCCUUUGAGGUCAUCAGCUGCGUAACACUGGGGCCGCGUCCCGCCCCCCCGCGCGCCCCUCCGGUGACCCUGGAGGAGUGGGGGCGGGGCCACGACCCCGAAGGGCGGACCUUGGACCCCGCGGGGCUGCGGGAGCGCAUCUUCCGGGGGGGCCUGAGCCCCCCCGUGCGACCCCAGGCCUGGGAGCGGCUGUUGGGGCUGCGGGGCUGGGGGGGGCACGACCCCCGCGAGAGGAGCCGCAGGGGGGAUUAUUUCCGGAUGAAGCUGCAGUGGCGGUCGCUGAGCCCCGGACAGCAGCGCAGGAACAGCGCCUUCCAGCGCUACCGACAGCGCCUGGAACGGGACCUGGAUCGCUCGCACCCCGAUGUCACCGACCCCGAGCGGGCGCUGCUGCGUGACAUUCUCCUCACUUACUGCAUGUACCACUUCGAUCUGGGAUAUGUGGGGGGGAUGAGCGAGAUCCUGACCCCCCUCCUGACCGUCACCCCCGAAGAAGUGGGGGCGUUUUGGGGGUUCUGCAGUCUCAUGGAGAUGGUGCAGCUUUGGGCCGGGCCCGGAGGGGCUGAAGCGGCAACUGGGGCAACUGGGAGCACUGGUGCGGGCGCUGCACCCCGACAUCGGCCACCGGCUGGAGACGGGGGCGCUCCGGGGGUGCUGCGUCCGAUGGCUGCAGAUGCGCUUCCAGUCCCAUCUCGGGGUGCAGGGGACCCUCCGGCUCUGGGAGGUGCUGCUGUCGGGGCUGCCAUGUCCCAACUUCCUGGUGGUGGUGACCUGCGCUCUCCUGGAGAUGAUCGGGGACAUCGGGGACAGCGACGGGGACAGCGACGACGAUGAGCCCCCGCGGG